GUCUUGACAUCGGCGGUUACCUUCAUGUUCGGCCCCAUCAGUCUGGCUUUCUGUGGUCACCUCGGACAAACGAAUUUGGCAGCCGCUGGCCUAGCUAUCUCUAUCUUUAAUGUCACUGGAUUCGCAAUUAUUACAGGACUCCUGACAGCUUGCGACACCCUUUUCUCUCAGAUAUCAUGCUACCUCAUACAGAUAGAGGCGGUUCUACAACGACUGGAGUGGGUGCUCUUCCAACACAACAGACCAAACUUCUUGGCACGCAUAAUAACAUCAUUUGUUUGGUUUACUGUUAUAUUUCUUUGCACAAUCAAGACUUUUGGCGGAGAGGACAAGUUCAAAAUGGGAGUUCAGUUACAGAGGGGAUAUGCGAAAGAGAUGUGGCUUGACUGGUAUAUCUGGUUCAAACUGGCAAUUCCUGGACUCGCUAUGUCCGGGAUGCAAUGGUGGAUAUUCGAAUUUGGAAGUAUUGCAGCAGGUAUGUAUUGCACUGCACUGCAGAUCAGCACACCAGAAAUUCACGAGAAGGAUAAUUUAGUCUCUAAAACAUAA
Molecule: messenger RNA, 549 nt
Organism: Dibothriocephalus latus
Lineage: Eukaryota; Metazoa; Platyhelminthes; Cestoda; Diphyllobothriidea; Diphyllobothriidae
Source: the annotation of a GenBank genome assembly